CAGGGCCGGGAGCGGCGCCGAGGGGGAGCGGCGCGUCCCCAGGAGUUGAGGAGGUCGCGGAGCCCCCGCUGCGGCACCGCGCUCCCCACGCCGAGCAACUUUUCCGCGGACUCCCUGCGCCCACACGCACCCCCCUCCUUCGUCACACACCGGGAAUCGGGAAUUCGUGGCACGUCGCCAAAAUAAAAAACAUGGGCUGGUAUUCUGCCCGUGCGUUUUCUAGCAGUAAGAGUGAAUGACUGGGGCAGGCUGCGAGUAUUGUUGGCGCGCUGAUAGCACCUCGGUUCACUGCAGUCCGUAAACAAGACCGUGUCAUUUCAACAGUUCAAAAAAGGGAAGAUCUGGCUUUGACACAGUUCUUUUGCUAAUGUUCCGUAUCCUGAGAGUGGGAUAAUCCUGUUAGAAGACUGAAAGCCAUCAAGUUGCUGUCUUGUGAGCAGUGUUUUUGUUUAACUUCCAAAAAUCCAGGUGACUUCCAUGGGACUGCUUGCUGACUCCCAGGAGUGCUUCAGACAGAUGUCCAGCAGCUGUAGGAUGAAACCCUUGAAACUGAAUACCCUGGUGAUGUGGUGAAGUUCCAUACCUGAUGCUUUCAGUGUCUCCUCACUUCUCUAUGCUGUCAAUGUCCUGUCACAUGAACAAAACAGCUUUUGUUUGCGGGAAAACAGAAGAGGUUGAUGUCUCUGGGGAAGAUACCGAAGAAGAUACGGGCAUGCUGAAGACCAGAAGAGUGAGGAAUGAGUCCUUCUGAAAGCUGAAGAGAAGCCCCCUCGAAGGGUCAUGAACCUAAGACAAGUCUUCGUGUCUGUACUGCUGUUUGGAGUAGCUGGUCUACUCCUCUUCAUGUAUCUGCAAGCUUGGAUUGAAGAACAACAUACAGAGUCUGGAGAAAAACUGCAAGAAGAGACAAUUAAUCAGGAUUUCACUCUCCAGCCUCUGGGGAUGCCAAGGAAAGCAGAGUGGAGGAGAAGCGCCCCUGUGAACCUCAGUAACCACGAGAUGGCUGUCUCAAGCAGCAGGCACUGGCGGGGCAGGGCUGACCCUUUCAGUGUGGUAGCUGCCUCCUCGGGGAGCCGACUGCCUGAGCAGCAGAAGGCCAGCGAGUCCCCUCUCAGCUGGUUCCGAGGGGUGUAUUUACCUCCUGCUCUGCACCCAUUAAACAAGACGUUUGUCAAGGGUGGUGAGUGGCAGGACAUAGACAGCACCCAGGAAAAGCGCAGGGCCUUCCUGCAGGACUUCUGUAGGAAAUACAACAGCAGAAAGAAGCUGCAAACCCACCUGGUGCACCUGGUGUCAAGAAUUUACGUGGAGGACAGGCACAAGGUUCUGUACUGCGAAGUGCCGAAAGCAGGCUGCUCCAACUGGAAGAGGGUCCUCAUGGUGCUCAGUGGGCUCGCUGCUUCAGCAAACAACAUCUCCCAUGAUGAUGUGCACUAUGGAAAGCAUCUAAGGAAACUGGACAGUUACGACCUAAAGGGGAUCUACACACGUUUGAACAUGUACACCAAGUUUAUAUUUGUACGUGAUCCUAUGGAAAGACUGGUAUCUGCCUUCAGGGAUAAGUUUGAACAUCCAAACAGCUAUUACCAUCCGGUAUUUGGGAAGGCAAUAAUUAAAAAGUACAGACAUAAUGCAGAUGAAGAAGCAUUGAAAACAGGAUCGGGAGUUAAGUUCAAGGAGUUUAUCCAAUAUUUGUUAGAUUCCCACCGACCAGUAGGAAUGGACAUUCACUGGGAGCAAGUCAGUAAGCUCUGCUAUCCCUGCCUCAUCAACUAUGAUUUUAUAGGAAAGUUUGAAACCCUGGAAGAAGAUGCCAAUUACUUUCUGCAGCUGGUAGGCGCUCCACCGGGUCUGAAGUUCCCUAAAUUCAAAGACAGACAUUCCUCUGAUGAGAGAACAAGUACAGAAGUAGUGAGGCAAUAUUUAAAGGAAUUGUCUAAGGAGGAGAGACAGCUGACCUAUGACUUCUAUUACUUGGAUUACUUAAUGUUCAAUUAUACAUCACCACUUGUAUAGCACUAGAAUAGCUUCAGGCUUCUAUUAGAUAUUUAUCAUUUUGGAAUUCAAAACAACUACUUCGAUAAUAGCUCUGAAAGGAAACAAAGUUACUGCUAAGUAGAGUUGUCUUGAAUUAGUGGGGAUUUUAUAAGCUGGAGUGAUAUCAAUUGAUAUUAAAUUAUGGAGAAUGCAAAGAAAAAAAGACCUGUAAGCAGCAUAAAUUGCACUAAAAUGCCUGAAAAAGCUGCUUUUACCAUUAUGGAUUAUCCUACAGAAGCAGUAGCUCAGACAGCUGUUGCAUUAGCUUACCGAAUGUUCUUUUAAUGGUUUAAGAAAAAAAAAAAAAAUCAGUGACAUGAUUCUUUUUUUGGUGUGUUUGCCUUAGAAAUGGGUUUUGAAAAAAAAAACCUUUUGAAUGUAUUUUUACUUUCUGUCACUUAUUAAUAAAGAAUCAUUGGUUA
This is a messenger RNA of Hirundo rustica (Barn swallow), 2459 nucleotides long. RefSeq names its product carbohydrate sulfotransferase 9 (gene CHST9). The record is from RefSeq and is a predicted model, not a curated record. Gene Ontology annotation, biological process: proteoglycan biosynthetic process; carbohydrate biosynthetic process. Lineage: Eukaryota; Metazoa; Chordata; Aves; Passeriformes; Hirundinidae. Bases 781 to 2016 code for a protein of 411 amino acids. Gene Ontology annotation, cellular component: membrane. The transcript has 6 exons. Gene Ontology annotation, molecular function: sulfotransferase activity.